Molecule: messenger RNA, 1863 nt
Organism: Aspergillus ibericus CBS 121593
Lineage: Eukaryota; Fungi; Ascomycota; Eurotiomycetes; Eurotiales; Aspergillaceae
Product: agmatinase
Exons: 3
Coding region: 150-1424 (424 amino acids)
Molecular function (GO): metal ion binding; agmatinase activity
Source: RefSeq, a predicted model, not a curated record
UUUAUGUCAACGCAACACCUUCAGCCAUUCAACCACCGCUAUUUAUUUCUAAUUGACGCCUUUUCCGGGUGGCUUCUCCUCUCUCUCCUUUUCAUUCCCUCCACCUCCCCUUACCCUUCAACCCCUCGAGUGAGGCCAUCGAUUCCGUCAUGAAAUCCCUCACCUGGGCUGCUUGUCUGGCGCUGGCUGGCACGGCCAUCGCCCACGCUCACCACGACCACGAAGAAAUUCCGGAAAGUGUGCGCGAGGAGCUGCUGAGGAAAUGGGAUCAGGAGUUCACUUUCUCCGGCAUUGCCAGCUUCGCGCAUCUGAAGCCGGUCAGAUGUUUGAUCGAACCCGACGAGCGAUACGAUAUCGCCGUCAUCGGCGCCCCGUUCGAUACGGCCGUUAGCUACAGACCAGGCGCUCGGUUUGGUCCUCGGGCUAUUCGGGCUGCCAGCGCCCGCCAAAUGGCCGGCACCAGCUACAACACCCGCGCCGGAAUCAACCCUUAUGCCUCCUGGGCCACGGUCAAGGAUUGUGGAGACAUCCCCAUCACACCGUUCGACAAUGGCGUCGCCGAGCGCCAGAUGUACGAGGCUUUCCUGGAGUUGGGCUCCCGCCCCGCCCUGACCGCCGCCGACUCCACGUACGGUACCAAGGGUAUCUCCGCCGGCAAGUCGAAGCUGGUCACUCUGGGUGGCGACCACAGUGUUGCACUCCCUGCUCUCCGGGCGCUUUACCAAAUUUACCAGAAGCCAAUCACGGUCUUGCACUUCGACGCCCAUCUCGACACCUGGAACCCGGUGCGUUACUCGGCGUACUGGACGUCGGAGCAGUCCCACUUCAACCACGGUAGUUUUUUCCACAAGGCUAGCCGGGAGGGACUCAUCUGCAACUCGACCUCUGCCCACGCUGGUCUGCGAACGCGUCUGACCGGUGUGGACGACAGCGAUUACACCAACCCCGGUCCCGAGCAAGGCUUCAUGCGCAUCCACGCGGAUGACAUUGACGACUUGGGCCCCAUGGGCAUCGUGGACCGUAUCAUCGAGCGCAUUGGCCUGGACUCCGAGCAGCCCGUGUACCUGUCCGUGGACAUUGACGUCUUGGACCCGGCCACUGCCCCCGGCACUGGUACCCCCGAACCCGGUGGCUGGACGACCCGGGAGUUCAUCCGGAUCCUGCGUGGUAUUGAGAAGCUAAACAUUGUUGGCGCCGACAUCGUCGAGGUGUCCCCCAGCUAUGACAACAAGGGCGAGACCACCGCCUUGGCAGCCGCUCAGGUGGCCUUUGAGAUUAUCACCAGCAUGGUCAAGGCCGGCGCCGGUGAGGACUUGGGAGGAUGGUAUGGACGCAGGGCAACGGUGGAGGAGACUGUUGUCGCUGAGGAGACCGUUGCGGUCGAGGAGGAGCCUGUGGAGAAGGAGGUCAAGGAUGAAUUGUAAAUGCGAUACGAAGCGAUAUGUAUAAUGAGUUAGUUGUCUAGCACCCGAUGCAGGUACAUCAACAAAGAAACAGCUGUCUGUCUGUCCUACCACCUAUGAACAUAGGAACAACUGGUAUAAUAAAGAAACAGCGUACCCGAAAUCUUCAUCUACUUAGCAUGUAAAAGUUCCUUAUACAUACCAAAAAGAACAAAACCCCCCUGGUGCUAGUUACCAGCUACCGUGGUAUAUAUACCUCGACCAAUCCACUCCCUCUAAGCACUAAUCAUAGAUAUAUAAAAUAACGUGGUCAUCACUAUUGUAUCUGUGUUAUCUAGUCCAGGCCUUGAGGACGAGAAGGGCUGCUCAAGCGAAAGAGAAACAAAAAUUGCACAGCAAAUUGAUUGGUUUGGGUGGGGAUCAGCAUGAUAACAGAUCGAGGAGUAUGAGAAGAAAAAAA